Messenger RNA from Scophthalmus maximus (turbot), 7824 nucleotides. RefSeq names its product kinesin family member 5A, b (gene kif5ab). Gene Ontology annotation, biological process: microtubule-based movement; mitotic spindle organization. The coding region runs from base 398 to 3634 and encodes 1078 amino acids. Gene Ontology annotation, molecular function: microtubule motor activity; microtubule binding; ATP binding. The transcript is spliced from 29 exons. The record is from RefSeq and is a predicted model, not a curated record. NCBI's taxonomy places the organism in Eukaryota, Metazoa, Chordata, Actinopteri, Pleuronectiformes, Scophthalmidae.
CAGACGCUGCCGGCCGAGCCAGUGUGGACUGUAUACUCCACGUUUACAACUCUGCAUUUGUUCUCCACCGCUCCGCUGUACCCGAGUUUGGUCCAAGGGGAAUUUUGAACGAGAAGCACUCUCAAACGCGGUGUCUUUUUGUGUCAGUUGUAGGCUCCAUGUCUACAGUCAAUUUGCCUGUGGUCUCUGCCAAAACUCGUAGUAGUCCAUUCUUCCAAAUGCCUCGCCUGCCAGUCUCGCUUUGCAUGUGGGCAUAGCCGAUUGUUCCAGCCUGCGUCCCGGUGGUUUACGGGAAGGAAAAAAAAACCUGCACAGGGAUUUUUAAAAACAAAUCAUUUAUAAAUUCAUCUUUCUAUUUUGGACGCGCGUCUACUGUGGGGUUUUUUUUUUUGUCACAAUGGCUGAUGCCAAUGCAGAGUGCAACAUCAGGGUGUUGUGUCGAUUUCGUCCACUGAACAAGUCCGAAAUUAUCCGCGGAGAUAAGUUCAUCCCAAUAUUUCCAGGAGAAGACACUGUCAUCCUCGGGGGGAAGUCGUACGUCUUCGACCAGGUGUUCCCCACGAACACGUCCCAGGAACAGGUCUACAACGCCUGUGCCAAGCAGAUUGUCAGAGAUGUACUGGGUGGAUACAAUGGGACUAUCUUUGCCUAUGGGCAGACUUCCUCGGGAAAGACGCACACCAUGGAGGGGAACCUUCAUGAUCCCCAGGGAAUGGGAAUCAUCCCCCGGAUCGCUGAGGACAUUUUUGAACACAUAUUUGCCAUGGAUGAGAACCUAGAAUUCCAUAUAAAGGUAUCCUACUUUGAGAUCUACAUGGAUAAAAUCCGGGACCUGCUGGAUGUGACAAAAAACAACCUUUCAGUGCACGAAGACAAAUACAGAGUUCCCUAUGUGAAGGGCUGCACCGAGCGCUUUGUCACGAGUCCUGAGGAAGUGAUGGAUGUCAUAGAUCAGGGAAAGGCCAACCGUCACGUUGCUGUCACCAACAUGAAUGAGCACAGUUCCCGCAGUCAUAGCAUCUUCCUGAUAAACAUCAAACAGGAGCACGUGGAGACGGAGCAGAAGCUGAUUGGGAAGCUGUACCUGGUUGACCUAGCUGGUAGUGAGAAGGUCAGUAAGACAGGGGCAGAGGGAGCGGUGCUGGAUGAGGCCAAGAACAUCAACAAGUCUCUGUCGGCCCUGGGGAACGUCAUCUCAGCCUUGGCCGAGGGAACGAAAUCCCACGUGCCGUACCGUGACAGCAAAAUGACUCGCAUCCUGCAGGACUCGCUGGGCGGGAACUGUCGCACCACCAUGUUCAUCUGUUGCUCUCCCUCCAGCUACAACGACGCGGAGACCAAAUCCACCUUGAUGUUUGGCCAACGAGCCAAGACCAUCAGAAAUACUGUAUCUGUGAACCUGGAGCUCACAGCAGAGCAGUGGAAGAAGAAAUAUGAAAAGGAGAAGGAGAAGAACAGAUCAAUGAAGGAGACCAUUCAGAGGCUUGAGGCUGAGCUGAACCGCUGGAGGGACGGCGAGAAUGUGUUGGGGCAGUUGGGUGAGGAAUCUAAGGAUGUUCCCCCGGUGGCUCCAGAAUCUGAGGAGCCAAUUCUUGACAUCUGCAGCCCCUGCAGCCCCUGCUCCAUUGCAUCCUCCAUUGUGGUUCACAUCUCUGAGGAGGAGCGGCAGAAAUAUGAGGAGGAGAUCCGCAGGCUUUACAAACAGCUGGAUGAUAAGGAUGAUGAGAUCAACCACCAGAGCCAGAUGGUGGAGAAGCUGAAGGAGCAGAUGCUCGACCAGGAGGAGCUUCUUGCGUCAUCCAGGGGUGACAGUGAGAAGGUGCAGUCGGAGCUCGGCAGGCUGCAGACGGAGAAUGAGUCGGCUAAGGUGGAGGUGAAGGAGGUCCUGCAGGCCCUGGAGGAGCUUGCUGUGAACUACGACCAGAAGAGCCUGGAGGUCGAGGAGAAGAGCAUGCAGAACAAGCUCCUGGCUGAAGAGCUCACAAAGAAAAUGGGUCACCUGAUGGCUUUAGAGGCAGAGCUGUCCCGUAUCCAAGAAGUGAGCAGCCACCAGAGGAAACGCAUCGCUGAGAUUCUCAACGGGCUCAUGAGGGACCUGAGCGAGUUCAGCACCAUCGUUGGAAACAAGGACAUCAAGCUGCCCAUGGAGAUCACCGGCGUGAUCGAGGAGGAGUUCACCGUGGCUCGCCUCUACAUCAGUAAGUUGAAGUCUGAGGUGAAGUCCAUGGUGAAGCGCUGCCGCCACCUGGAGAACCUUCAGAUGGAGUGUCACCGCAAGAUGGAGGAGACAGGAAGAGAGCUGUCCUCGUGUCACCUUCUCAUUUCACAGCAUGGGGCAAAGAUCCGCUCUCUAACGGAGUACAUGCAGAACAUGGAGCUGAAGAAGAGGCAGCUGGAGGACAGCUACGACUCUCUGAGCGAGGAGCUGGCCAAACUCCAAGCUCAAGAGAGCAUGUCACAGAUGACCAGGGGGGAGGAUCAAACGUCUGUCCAGGCUUGCUGUGACAUAAAGAGGGUUCUGGAGCAGCAGAUGGAGACGCACCGCGAAGCGCACUGCAAACAGCUUGGCCACCUGCGAGAUGAGAUCAAUGAGAAACAAAAGAUCAUUGACGACUUAACUGACUGUAACCAGCAGCAGGAGCUGGAGCUGGAGCAACUGCACGAUGACUUUGAACGUCUUCGGCGCCAAGAACAUCACAAGAGCCGGCAGCUGGAGGAACUGACGUUUCUCCACGAGCGACAUGAGCAGUCAAAGCAGGACCUCAAAGGGCUGGAGGAGACUGUCGCCCAUGAGCUCCACACCCUGCACAACCUCCGCAAGCUUUUUGUCCAAGACCUCACGACUCGCGUUAGAAAAAGUGCCGGGAUGCAGGCCGAUGACACUGGGGGAUACGUCACCCAGAGACAGAAGAUUUCCUUUCUUGAAAACAACCUGGACCAGCUUACAAAAGUUCACAAACAGCUGGUGCGUGACAACGCAGAUCUUCGCUGUGAGCUGCCGAAACUGGAGAAACGUCUUCGGUCUACAGCCGAGCGUGUUAAGGCGCUGGAGGGUGCGCUGAAGGAGGCGAAGGAGGGAGCCAUGAAGGACCGCUGCCGCUACCAGCAGGAAGUGGAGCGGAUAAAGGAUGUGAUGAGGGUCCGCAAUCCCUUCCGCCGGCCCCAUGCUGCACAGAUAGCCAAGCCGGUGCGUCCCGGCCACUACCCAUCCUGCUCUCCCACCAACCCUUUCUUCAUCCGAGGCUACAGCGAUCCCCCCGUUGCCUUCAACAACGCAGUUUUCCACAACAGCAACAACCAACAGUCAGCGGCUUCCGCUGCUCCUGCAGCACCAAAGUGUGAGCCCCGGUUACCCGAGGCCAACUCCAACCAGAACAGCCCCGUCAAACACCACGACUCCCGAAACAAUGACUCAGGCGACAACGACGCUCAGAACAACAUACUUCCAGCUGAACCAGCGAGCCAAGCAGACAGCAAUACUGCAGAGAGGCUGGAUUCAGAAAACGGAAACACCACUGAUAUCAAUGACAACAGCAUGAGUCUGAAUGUGAAUUCUGUGUCCAGAGCAGACGUCUGUGACAAUCAGGACCCAGCCAAACUCUACAGCCAGCAGCUGGAGGCCUCGGCCAGCUAAUAGUCCUCAGCAGGCAGACGUUUUUUUCUGAAGCCUCCUCUGUAAAUCUGCAUGCAGCCAAUCACAGUCCUCGCAGACCCCCCCUUCCUCUCCAAUCCUCACCCGCUAUAAACAAACCUCUAUCUCCUGUGUCCCCUUUCCUCCCCCUGCUUGCUCACAUUCUCCUUCCUGUACUCUGAUGGGUAUGUGGGUAUCAGUCUGGCAAACACUGCAUCUCAGAAUCCUGACCUGGCAGCUUACGCCCACACUGCUGCUGCACCCACUCCCCCCAUGACUUGGAACACAAAGGGACUUCAAAUAGAAAGGUAGGGGAGGGAAGGUGCAGUGCCGUGGGUAACCACUGGGCAGUGCUGUUUGUCUCAGUGGUGUGCUCACAAUGGACUUCAAAGCUGUACAUCAAACUCAAACUAGUCUUUAUAACAAUUGCUAAACAUGAGUACCGAUCAGAAGAUUCCAAGUGAAACUGUUUUAAACUACGUGAAAACAGUGUGAACCUCAGUUUCUCUUUGCUAAUAUUUAUACUUUUGACUAUGCAUGUUGAUGUUGGUUCUGCAGCUUUUCUUGGAAAGCGCACGAGAGGAGAAGACGAAAGCUAGUGAAGCAACAUUGUUAUGAAAUGAUUCCGUCUCUUCACGGGUACAAAAGAGUAUGUGUGAGUCAGAGCAAAGGGGAUAUACACCCUUAAAACGUGAAUAUUCUGUAUGUUGAUCUGUCAACAAAUUCCAUGCAAAGACCAAAGAAAAUCAACAACACAUUACCCUGACUUCACCAGCCUGACUGUGGCUCCCAACCCUGAGCCUGUUUGUUUGCACUGAGGACAUAAAUAUUGAACAACAAGCCAAGACUAUAUAGGUUCCUUUUAAAAAAUGGAUUGGGACUGUAGUUUUUUGCAAACAUUACUCAAACUAAAUAGUAAAAUAUUGCUUUUGUGAAGGACAGUUUUCAGGAAAGGAUUGAGGUUUACAGUGGCAGCACGUGUGAUUAUGUGGGACUGAAUGAAAAUAAUCUGCAGAAUAAACUCUCAUUGUAAUGUACAUUUCAUCCAGUGCAACAGUGUGGCUCAAUAAUAAUAGUAUUAGUUACUAUACUCAUUAGAUUUUGGACAAAUGCAAGCAGUUCUUGUGAGCAAGGUCAAAUCCAUCAUUGGUUUUGGUCUUAACAUGAAAUUUGUUGCACACAUGUAAAAUAUAGAAUAUCCCCAGACUUUUGAAAAAGGUUGGCAGGUUCAGUCCAAACAGAAAGCUGUACUGCAAACUUGAAAUGUCUGCCCUUUACCAAAAUAUAUCAGGAAAGUUACUAUACGAAUAGUAACAAUAUAGUGUCAAAUGUAAGUUACUGUUGCCACACAGGUAAACUAACACACACAGAUUGUACAACACACAAUGAACUAAAAUACUAGAGCCUGACUGAUAUUUGUGGGUCCAUUCGGCCUGUAUGAGCCUUUCGCAGACAUAUCGGUAUCUUUAUGAUUAAACUGUUAAAUAUCAAGUCUCAAUAACAUUUCUUUGUCAUAAGGGUUUGAUAACAACAUUAUCAGAUUCCGAAAUUUGUUAUUGGCAUCAACCUGCAAAAUUCCGUAUCAGUCGGGCUCUAUAAAAUACAUACACACACAAACACACACUUGAGCUUUGUUACUCAAAUUAAGACUACAUGACUUCACAACUCUUUUGUAUGUCGGUACCUUUGCAGGAUAUUUCAGAUACUUGAUUCCAUAUUAUAACAUUUUCACUAAUUAGAUUAAGAGGAACAGUAAAAUGAAUAACCUUUUGAGUCUUGAUGUGUCAGCUUGUACUGAUACUGGCUCUCUCUCACCAAGCACAGGAAGAACCUCAUUGCCAAUGAAGAAGUUGGUUAGAGCAUUGCUUAAAAUAAAAUACUAAAAUAUUCAGUGGUUUAGAUCGUCGGCGACGGCAUGUCUGACUUUUGUUACAAAUCACUUGCUUUAACUAGUAUGAAUAGCAUCUCCAUCUAAACCACAAGUAAAGACACAAGAACAUGCUAAUUCUGAUCUUUACUUGUAAGCUCUCAUUAUCGGUUUAAAACUGGGGAUCCUCUGUGAGACGUUCAGUCAUUGUCUUUUCAUCCAAGAGCAUGGCAGAGUUGGAAAAAAAGAACUGUGUAGCAACUAUUUUUAUACUACUAGCUCUAGUUUAAAAGAAAUAUGAUAUAUAUUAUUUAUCAUUUGCUCUAUUUCAAGUGUUAUUUAUUUGCUACUUUUACUUUUAAUUCAUGGCAGACAGUGUGAAGCGUUUGUAUUUGUUUUUGAUGUGUAAAUAUGUGUUUGUGAAGUGUAUUUCUUGUACUGCAGAAUGCAGAAGCGUGUUGUCAUUGAAGGGAAAUAGUGCACAUGUGCAGCUGCUGUUCCAAAAUUAUUAUUAUAAUUUUUGGGGGGGGAUAUGAUUGAUCCUGCAGUUCUUAUGAACCACCUCAGACUGAAACUAAAGCCCUGAUUGUGGAGAAUCCUUUAAAGAGGACAAUGCCCUUUAAUAACCUAUGUGCUGCCUGGAGACAUGAACCAAGGGUUACUGUCGGUUAUCAAGACAUGAUUCAGCUUCGUCUUAUCUCUCUGACACACACAUACACACACUCAGGUGUAGAGCCUCAUCAACUAGUGUAUCUGACCUUUGACUUCAAAAUACAGUUAUUCGUCCUGUAUUACUUGGGUGCAGUCAGUUAUUUGAGCAGAUAAAGAUUUGAUUGACUGUCUCCUGACAUUCUGCCUAUUAUCCGUGGACCUCCUGAUCAACCAGUCAGGAUGAGAUAGUCAAGGGUGUCAGUGAAGGGACUGUGUGUGUGUGUGUGUGUGUGUGUGUGUGUGUGUGUGUGUGUGUGUGAGUGUGUGUGUCUGUGUGUGUGUGUGUGUGUGUGUGUGUGUGUGUGUGUGUGAGGGAGAGAGAGAGAGAGAGGGACAGAGAGAGCGAACACGAGAUGUCUCUUACCAUUUGACUUUAAACAAAACAGACCAGUAUUGCUAUAGAUACAAUUUGCAAAUGACGGGGGGGAGGGGGGUACAAAUUUGUUUUGAGGGACCUAGAAAUAAAUUAAAUCACUGGGUAAAAAAAUCAGUUCAUUUAUUAAAUAUUCACAAAGUACAUAUAAGGGGACCAACAGGUGUAGCCUAAAUUCCCUUAAAUAAAAGCUAUGUCAUAAAUAUAAUAUAUAUAUAGAUGUUGAUUGUGCAAAUACCUGAAAGAGGGAGUAGCUCACCACACUGCACUUUAUACUGUAUAUUACGUUUCUUCCAUUUAAUUUCCCAAAGUAUAUUUUGUAUUUGAUUUUUUUUACAUAAAUAAUACCAUAUCUAAUACAGUUGCAAUAUUGGCACUGUAGACAAUAGACACUUUUUUCUUAUUUUGUCUGUAUUGUUACUGAAAAACAUUAAUGAACCCUUUAUUUUUAUGAAAUUGAAACAAAGAUGAUUGUAGAAACCCUUUUUUAAUAUGUAAUUGAAAAGAUACUGUCCCUCUUAAAUCUAAAAUUGUUAUCCCCUGAUACUGUCACAUGUACUGUAGUUACCCAAGUGUAUGUACAGUGUAAAGUACAGUACAUACACGUGGGUUGGGCUAAAAUUUUUAGGCGUUAACAAACAGAUCCUCUGUUCUGAUUAUAUUGAGGCUUAUUAGAAAUGCAUGGAGCACUUUAUCAUAUUAUUUUCUUGCUUUCCUUUUUUUGUUCCAAUCUUUUCUCUGACAAUCUGCUUCUGUUUGACUUUCAAAGGGUAAAAAAGAGGGUCAUCUUUGUCAUUGAAGUGUGUUUGAAUUACACAUAAAAACCAUGACUUGAAUGUGAAAAGAUUUUUUUUUCCUCCAGUGAAAACCUCAAAGAAACAACUAUUCUCCCGUCAUGCGUUUUGGUUGUAUACUGUCAAUGUUUGAAUGACUGAGUGUUGAAUUUUUAAUUUCAGUCUAACUGUUCUGUUUGUCUUAAAUUGUAACCAAUCUAAAAAAAAUAUUCGGGCAAGGUCAAUAAUGUGUGAUGCUGUAGCCUAAAUAUGCAUAAAAGACACAAAUGGUACCAUGGUUUAAAAAAAAAAAAGACAGGCAAAGUGUCUGUGUUUGUAUGUGCGUUGGUUGGUUUCAAAUGUGUGAUCUAGUGCAUGCAGUACUCUCCUGUAGCUGCUGAGAAACAGUACUGUUAUCUCAAAAGAAAAAACUUUCAAUAAAGGUGAAACUGUGUACAUAUCAUGAUGA